AUGAGAGUAGUCAUUCAAAAGGUUAAAAGAGCGUCUGUCAGCGUCGACAAUGCCGUCAUCUCCGCCAUCAACCGCGGCCUCAUGUUGCUUGUGGGGAUCUCGACGAAAGACACCUCUGAGGAUGUCGACAGACUCGUGAAGAAAAUCGCCAACCUUCGAGUAUUUGAGGACGCUUCAGGCGGGCCAGAAGGAUGCUGGAACGGGAAACCCUGGAGCCUGAGCUUGGCCCAGGACAAACAGCUUUCUGUGCUUUCAGUGUCUCAAUUCACCCUCUACGGAACAAUCAAGAAAGGCACCAAACCAGAUUUCCACAAGGCAGCGAAAGGCCCAGCAGCCAUAGAGCUCUACAACGAGUUUUUACUGAAAUUGAGGAAGGAGCUAGGAGACGACGAGAGAGUCAAGGAUGGGCAGUUUGGCGCCAUGAUGGACGUGGAUAUAGUCAACGAAGGCCCAGUGACCAUCAUAUGGGACACCAACGACGGAACAAUAUAG
Messenger RNA from Candidozyma auris, 492 nucleotides. Its product is annotated as D-tyrosyl-tRNA(Tyr) deacylase. Gene Ontology annotation, molecular function: D-tyrosyl-tRNA(Tyr) deacylase activity. Bases 1 to 492 code for a protein of 163 amino acids. The record is from RefSeq and is a predicted model, not a curated record. Gene Ontology annotation, cellular component: cytoplasm. The transcript has a single exon. Lineage: Eukaryota; Fungi; Ascomycota; Pichiomycetes; Serinales; Metschnikowiaceae. Gene Ontology annotation, biological process: tRNA metabolic process.